AUGUCCACAAGCCCCAUAUUCCCCGCAUCCCUCUUAUCUAGCGAUGCCGCAGCAGCUCUCCCAGAUGGCUACACUAUCAGGCCUUUGGAAAAGGCAGAUUAUGCCAAGGGGUUUUUAGAAUGCCUCCGUGAUUUGACAUGGAUGGACAAUCUCACUGAAGAGGAAUUCAACGAGCGGUACGACGAGAUGAGCGGGCCCCCUUACUACUAUCUCGUCAUUGAGCAAGCAGGCCGGAUUGUAGGCACGGGUGCCGUGAUUGUUGAGAAGAAGUUCAUUCAAAAUCGCACCAUUGUUGGCCAUAUUGAGGAGAUCUGCAUCUCCAAGGACCAGCAGGGAAAGAAGCUCGGAUUCCACAUGCUCAACGCCCUCAACUCCGUGGCCAAGAACGUGGGAUGCCGGAAAACGAUUCUCAACUGCAGUGAGCACAACAUCAAAUUCUACGAGAAGUGCGGCUUCGAGGUCUCCAGCACCGAAAUGAAGAGGGAGUUUAAGGAGUAA
Molecule: messenger RNA, 498 nt
Organism: Trichoderma gamsii
Lineage: Eukaryota; Fungi; Ascomycota; Sordariomycetes; Hypocreales; Hypocreaceae
Exons: 2
Coding region: 1-498 (165 amino acids)
Biological process (GO): UDP-N-acetylglucosamine biosynthetic process
Cellular component (GO): Golgi apparatus; endoplasmic reticulum-Golgi intermediate compartment; endoplasmic reticulum
Molecular function (GO): glucosamine 6-phosphate N-acetyltransferase activity; monosaccharide binding
Source: RefSeq, a predicted model, not a curated record